Molecule: messenger RNA, 2661 nt
Organism: Stylonychia lemnae
Lineage: Eukaryota; Ciliophora; Spirotrichea; Sporadotrichida; Oxytrichidae
Source: the annotation of a GenBank genome assembly
AUGAUAAUCCGAAGUGAAAGUCUCGAUGGCCUUGAUAAAUAUACCUAUACAUUACAGUUUGAGCCAUUUCGACUAGAAUAAAGCAUUGUCAAUCCCAAGGAUACCUUAAUGUUUGAAGAUUAUCAAAGUCUAAUGAACAAUCACUAAAAUAUAGAUAUUGCUUCAAAUUUAGAUAAACAAUGCCUUAUUCCCUUUGUAUAGGAAUAAACUUAGUAUGAAGAUGGUGUUGAAGUCUUUGGUGACUAUAAUUAAGAAAAUGAUAAAAAUGAAUGGGCUAGGAAACUUUUUACAUAAAAGUUUGAGCCAGAAUACUAAGAAAAUAGAUAUAAAAGAGAAAGUUUUAUGAUUGGAUUUUACAUGAAUUCUGAGCAUCUAUUUGGGUUGCCAGAAAGGACAUCGAAAUUCUUGCUUUAAACUACUGAGAAAACAGAUCCCUAUAGACUAUACAAUGUUGACAAAUUUCCACAUGAAGAGUGGAAAAUGGAUAGUCUAUAUAGUAGUCUACCAUAUAUUACAGGUCAUAGUAAAACACAUGAUCAAUCAAUCGUAUAUUAUAGCUCAUCUGAAACCUGGGUUGAUAUUUUACAAUGCAAAGACCCCUCAGGUGAGGAACUUAAAACUGGGAGAUUUGUUAAUUUUAUUACUGAAAGUGGGCAACUUGAAUUCUUCAUAAUCGGAUCAAGCUAAUCUGAUUCACAUGUUAGUUCACCUAAAAGAGUUUCAAUUCUUCUGUCCACUAUCACUGGUUUUAUAAAUUAACCUCCUCUAUUUUCACUUGGAUAUCACUAUUCAAAAUGGGAAGCUGAGACUUCAGCUUAGAGACUCCUUGAGUUUUCAAAUAGAUUCUAAUAGGAAAAUAUUCCAGUAGAUGUGCUCUGGGCUGAUCUGCCCUAUGCAAAUGAAAAAAUGUACUUUACUUUCCAUCCAGACAGAUUUAACGAGCACGAUUUCGACACUCUAAAAUAAGAAUUAAAAGAUAAGAAUAGAAAACUGGUGCUUUUGACUGAUCCACAUAUCUUUGCACAGACAGAUUAUCAUGUUUACUAAAAUGGAUUAUUGAAAGAGGCUGAACUAAAUAAAGACUAAAAUAAUAUUGAUCAGAUUUUUGUCAGUAAUAAAGAUCUUUCUUUAUUUCAGGGAGAGUGUUGGCCUGGGUAGAGUGUUUGGAUUGAUUUCUUUAACUCUUAAGCGUAAAAAUUCUGGGGAGAGUAAUACUCAUAUGAUCAAUUUAGGGGCACAGAUUCAAAUGUGCAUAUUUGGUUUGACAUGAACGAACCAUCUGUAUUUGAUGGAGAAGAGGGUACUCUACCAAAAAAUAGUAUACAUCUUCUGGGUAAUUCUACUGCUGCUUUUCAUAGAGAUGUUCAUAAUGCUUACGGAUUAAUGGGAGCGAAAGCAACGUAUGAUGGAUUAAUAGAUAGAGAUCAUGGAGUAUAAAGACCAUUUAUUCUCUCAAGAUCUAUAUUCUUCGGAGCUUAAAAGUACGCUGCCAAAUGGACAGGUGAUAAUUAAGCUAACAAUGAGGAACUUUCUUCAUCAAUCUCAUAGAUUCUAAACUUAGGAAUUUCAGGUGUUCCAUUUGUUGGAGCAGAUAUUCCUGGAUUCUUUGGAGAUGCUGAUAAUGAUCUAUAUUUGAGAUUCUAUCAGCUUGGAGUUUGGUUUCCUUUCUUCAGGGCUCAUGGACAUAUAGACAACAAUAAUCGUGAGCCUUUUAAUUAGCCAGAUGAUAUCAGAGAGAGUGUUUACGAAACUAUUAGGAUGAGAUACGAUUUUAUUGUCUACCUUUACACAGUAUUCCAUCAAUCAAAAUAGUACGGUUAUCCAGUAAUGAGACCAAUGUGGUUUGAAUACCCUCAAGAUAAUUAAACUUUCGAACUUUAAGAUCAAUUCAUGAUUGGUGAUUCAAUUCUGAUAACUCCCAAAUUGAAUCAGGUUGAAUGUUCUUAUGAAGAAGUUGAUGGUUAGUAUCUUUAGAAGUAAGUAUACUUAGUCGAUCAGUAUUUUCCAAGCUCAACCACAUGGUACGACUACUAAACCAAAGCUAUUAUAAAAGGUGAUGGAAGUUUAAAUACUAUUAAAAUGCAGUAAAAAGAUCUUGGCAUCUAUAUAAAGGCAGGAAGUAUAAUUCCAAUGAGAAUAAAUACCAAUAAAUUUACUUCUGCAACCAGUGUCUAGAAUAAUAAUAUCAAGUUAGAGAUUUAUCUAGACGACAGGCAGUAGGCUACAGGAUAUCUGUACCUUGAUGAUGGUGAAACAUUUAAGUAUAGAGAUUGGAAAGAAUAUUCCUAUGUUAAAUAUGAGUACAAAGAAAAUGCCUUGUCUCUUGAGAUUCUUGACAAAUAAAGUUGCUAUCCUGAAUCUAGUAGAAUACAUAUUGAAGAAGUAAUAAUUUAUGGGUUUCAUCAUAAAGGCAAACAUCAUGUCUAUUACUAGUAAAUAAUUUCUGAAAACAAGCAAUUUAAAGAUUGCUCACCGCAUCAUUUUCAUUUUAAUGGUGACUCGAAAUUCUCUGUCAAUGUCAAAAAUGAGGUAGAACCUGUUAAGAUAAGCGGAGACAUCAUACAUAUUUAAAAACUGAGUAUCCCAAUCGAUGAUAUCUGUAGAACACAUAGAAAAACAAACAAUAAUAAAAUUUAAACUCUGCUUUUGAUAAAACAAUGA